ACAAUUUAGCCUGCAGGGUGACCAUCGUUGGUUAAACAUCUUAUCAGACCUGCUAUCCUCUUACAAUGGUAGUAAACAUCGAACCACUGGUAUGAAACCGAUAGACGUCACUGCUAGAAACGAAAAAAAAUUACUGCAUCGAGUGUACAAGAAUUUCAAAAUCAAACCCACACUUAGACUUGCAAAAUUUAAAGUUGGAGACAAAGUUCGAAUAAGCAAAUUCAAACACAUUUUUGAAAAAGGCUAUACACCUAACUGGACAACGGAAAUUUUUACGAUAAGCCAAGUGGAGAAUACCCAUCUGGUGACGUACAAACUCAAAGACUACCAGGAUCAUCCUAUCGAAGGUGGC
Molecule: messenger RNA, 352 nt
Organism: Cephus cinctus (wheat stem sawfly)
Lineage: Eukaryota; Metazoa; Arthropoda; Insecta; Hymenoptera; Cephidae
Source: RefSeq, a predicted model, not a curated record